Molecule: messenger RNA, 4797 nt
Organism: Cynocephalus volans (Philippine flying lemur)
Lineage: Eukaryota; Metazoa; Chordata; Mammalia; Dermoptera; Cynocephalidae
Gene: MTSS2
Product: MTSS I-BAR domain containing 2
Exons: 14
Coding region: 63-2369 (768 amino acids)
Biological process (GO): plasma membrane organization; cell projection assembly
Cellular component (GO): actin cytoskeleton; cytoplasmic side of plasma membrane
Molecular function (GO): phospholipid binding; actin binding
Source: RefSeq, a predicted model, not a curated record
GGCCCCUGCGCGGCUCCCCGCGUCCUGUGCGCCCUGCCGCCGCCGCGCGGCCCGGCCCGAGCAUGGAGACGGCGGAGAAGGAGUGCGGCGCCCUGGGCGGGCUCUUCCAGGCCAUCGUCAACGACAUGAAGAGCUCCUACCCCAUCUGGGAGGACUUCAACUCCAAGGCCACAAAGCUGCAUUCCCAGCUGAGGACUACUGUGCUGGCUGCGGUGGCUUUCUUGGAUGCCUUCCAGAAAGUGGCUGACAUGGCCACCAACACCCGAGGGGCCACGCGGGACAUUGGCUCGGCACUCACGCGCAUGUGCAUGCGCCACCGCAGCAUCGAGACCAAGCUGCGGCAGUUCACCAACGCGCUGCUGGAGAGCCUCAUCAACCCGCUGCAGGAGCGCAUUGAGGACUGGAAGAAGUCAGCCAACCAACUGGACAAGGACCACGCGAAAGAAUACAAACGAGCCCGGCAUGAGAUCAAGAAGAAGUCGUCAGACACACUGAAGCUGCAGAAAAAAGCGCGCAAAGGGAAAGGAGACCUGCAGCCCCAGCUGGACAGUGCCCUGCAGGAUGUCAAUGACAUGUACCUGCUGCUGGAGGAGACAGAGAAGCAGGCGGUGCGCCGGGCCCUGAUCGAGGAGCGUGGCCGUUUCUGCACCUUCAUCACCUUCCUGCAGCCCGUGGUGAACGGCGAGCUGACCAUGCUGGGAGAGAUCACCCACCUGCAGGGCAUCAUCGACGACCUGGUGGUGCUGACCGCAGAACCCCACAAGCUGCCUCCCGCCAGCGAGCAGGGGCUGCCUGCAGUCACUCCCAUCCAUGUCCCUGUCCAGGUGAUCAAAGACCUGAAGGGCUCGGAUUAUAGCUGGUCGUAUCAGACACCACCCUCAUCCCCCAGCAGCUCCAGCUCCCGGAAGUCCAGCAUGUGCAGUGCCCCCAGCAGCGGUAGCAGUGCCAAGGGUGGCGGAGCUCCAUGGCCUGGGGGUGCCCAAACAUACUCACCCAGUUCCACCUGUCGCUACCGCAGCCUGGCACAGCCAGCCACCACCACCGCCCGCCUCUCCAGCGUCUCCUCCCACGACUCUGGCUUCAUCUCCCAGGAUGCCACCUACUCCAAGCCCCCCUCACCCAUGCCUUCAGACAUCACCAGCCAGAAGUCCUCCAGUUCUGCGUCAUCCGAGGCCUCUGAAACCUGCCAGUCCGUUAGCGAGUGCAGCUCCCCGACCUCGGAAUGGUCCAAGGCCGGCCCCCAUGAGCAGCCCUCGGGCACCACCUUGCAGCGGAGGAAGGACCGAGUGGAACUCCUCCGAGACACAGAGCCAGGCCCCACCAGUGGGGGCACCCUGGGUCCCAGUGGAGAGGAGGCACCACGACCUCGGAUGUCCCCUGCCACCAUCGCAGCCAAGCACGGUGAGGAGGUGUCCCCGGCAGCCAGUGACCUGGCCAUGGUGCUGACCCGUGGCCUGAGCCUUGAGCACCAGAAGAGCAGCCGGGACUCGCUGCAGUACUCAAGCGGCUACAGCACUCAGACCACCACACCCUCGUGCUCCGAGGACACCAUCCCCUCCCAAGGCUCAGACUAUGACUGCUACUCUGUGAACGGGGAUGCAGACAGCGAGGGCCCGUCCGAGUUUGACAAGUCAUCCACCAUCCCACGCAACAGCAACAUCGCCCAGAACUACCGUCGCCUGAUCCAGACCAAGCGCCCAGCCUCCACCGCCGGGCUGCCCACUGCAGGGCUGCCUGCAGCCACCGGCCUGCCCUCUGGCGCACCCCCCGGCGUGGCCACCAUUCGCCGCACACCCUCCACCAAGCCCACCGUGCGCCGCACCCUGUCCAGUGCCGGCCCCAUCCCCAUCCGGCCGCCCAUCGUCCCCGUGAAGACACCCACGGUGCCCGACUCCCCAGGCUACGUGGGGCCCACGCGGGCAGGCAGCGAGGAGUGUGUGUUCUACACUGAUGAGGCCGCCUCACCCCUGGCACCAGACCUGGCCAAGGCCUCCCCAAAGAGGCUCAGCCUGCCCAACACAGCCUGGGGCAGCCCGGCCCCCCUGGAGGCGGCCAGCUACCCCGGGGCGGGGGCAGGGGCUGGGCUGGCAGCCGAGGAUGACGAGGAGCAGCAGCAGCAGCAGUUGGCCGCCAACCGCCACAGCCUGGUGGAGAAGCUCGGGGAGCUGGUGGCUGGCGCCCACGCCCUGGGCGAGGGCCAAUUCCCCUUCCCCACUGCCCUGUCAGCCACCCCCACAGAGGAGACGCCCACCCCACCCCCUGCCGCCACCAGCGACCCACCUGCCGAAGACAUGCUGGUGGCCAUCCGGCGCGGGGUCCGGCUUCGCAGGACCAUCACCAACGACAGGUCGGCGCCCCGCAUCUUAUGAUGGCGCCCCGCCCCCCUCUGGCCCCAGCAUGAGCAGGCGGCCUGGUCCCGGCCGCUCAGAGCAAAGACACAGACAGGGGAGAGAACGGAGUCAGGGAAGAGGCAAAGCCACUUUAUGGAAGGGGACACCCGCAGUGACAUCCAGCACUGAAACGGGAAGUGACUUCUUUAACAAACCUGGCCAGGAUGGAGCCUGUAGCCUUUGGACAGGUUUUGAAACCGCUUUUAUACUUUUCUUGUCUACUCUGUUCCUCCUCUUCCUGCCUGUAGGCCUUUUCCAUACCCCAGCGAGCGCCAGAGCCACGCCCCCUGCCCACGACAGUGGCCAGGCCAGCCUCACCACCAGCACCCUGGCCAAAUUCUCCAUGGGGCUGGUGGUGCCCCAGCUCUUCCUUGAACGCCAGCUCCCUCCUGUCCCCUGGCUGAGUCCCCCUCUCCUUCCCUCCUGCCUUCUCUGCCUCUCCCAGGCUCCUGUCUGUCUGGGAGGCAGGGUGGCCAUGGAGGGGUUGGGUGGCCUUGGGGGGGGGGGGCCAGGCACCCGUUUGGCUGAGGUAUCUGACUUGUGGCUGUGGGUUGGGGAAGCAGGCUGAAGUUGGGGGGCCAGACCUGCCCAUGGGGGAAGGGAGUCUCGGGGAGGUAGUCCAGGGGACCCUAAGGUGGCCCCCACCUCCCCUGUGAGGCAUGGCUGGAGUGGGGGGCGGCAGCCAAAGGUGGUCCCCCCUCCCCCGUGAGGUGUGGCUGGAGUGGGGAGCAGCACAGGGCAGCCCUUCAGGAACGGGGCAGCUGAGAAAGGCGUCAGAGGCCCAGGGGUCACCUGGCCAGCCACACAGGCACUGCAUUCAGAUGUCCAGUUCUCAUCUGGGCACAUCGAGACUUUAACUCUGGUGGCACUUUGGGGUCACAGUUUCAGCCUCCUUUGCAGCUGGGGGCUGGAGCAGUAGAGGGUGUGGGGGGUUGUAUUAUGAAUAUAAUAAAAUGGAGCUGACGCUGGACGAGGUAACGGGUACAGGGUGUAUGUCUGCGAGUGCCUAAGGGACAGGGUCCCCCACUGUGGCCUGGUGGCCCAUAGCAGGAAGAGAUAGGGGAAUUGGCUCCUCAGAAGCAGAGGAGCAUAGCCAAGCUAAGGUUGAGGGUGCCAGAGCAGGGGCAGGGAGUGAGUCUGGGAAGAUUGGCUUUGACUCUCUGUUGCCAGAGGAGAUGCCAUGCCAGGACGGUCCCCGCUGCACUCCUGGGCGGGGGCGGGGUGGAGGGUGCCCUCCCACUCCAUACACCAAGUCAGCCAAGUCUAAGCAGGUAAAAGCAUGUGAGCCUAGGGCAAGCGGAGGGUUCUUGGUGGUCCCACGGGGCAGUUGAGAGGCAGCAGGGCUCAAGGGCUUCCCUGGGGGUCGGGGCAGCUGGCUGUCCUUGGUCUUGAUGGAUGGAGUUGGUCAGAUCCUCAAGCUCGAGCUCCUGGGAGUUGUGCCAUGAGCUGGGAUCCUGGCAGGGCAACCAAGUGGGUCUGCGGAACCAAGGACGUCCCUGUGUGGACAGAGCCCCCACUGGGCUCCCUGAGGGCUGAUGGUGAAUAGCCCCUUUGAGUCACUCAGCCCACCAAGCUCAGACCAACACCAGAGCCCCAGGGGUGGGUGCCGGGAGAGCAGGCAACCAGUUUUGGGAGCCCUGGGUGGGUCUUGUGCUGCACCUUCUCCCCAGGGCUGUGUCAAGGCUUGGCCCAGGUGGGCUGAUGACACAGGAUGCAGGACGUGUGACAGGAAUGGUGUGAGGAACAGCUGCCAGGCUGUGGGUGGCCCUAGAUGCCUCGCCCUGGGGGCAGCUGCACAGGGGCGGGGCGCCCUGGGCCUCCCAGGCUGAUGGGGAGGGAGGCUGGGGCUUCCCAGGGGGUGGGUGGGUGUGGCCCAGCCCCCUUGCUCCGUCUCCCUCUCCCCUUGGAGCCCCCCAAGGGCUGUACAUACUCUCCAUCCCCUCGACCAUCCCCUUGACCACCCCCUCGCUCUCCCGUCGAUUUAGUGACCACCUCAUAGGCCCACCCCCUCGGGAUCGGAGCCAGCCAUCCCGCAUCACAGACUUUGGUUUGGGGACUUCUUUACGUUGGUUUUAUUUUUCAUUUUGUACAGAGAAAUAUUCUUUUCAAAAGCGUCUUUUGACUGAAGUAACUUUUCUGGUGCUGUUAACUUGUUCCUUUUUUUUAAUUUAUUUUCCCUCCCCAGGCUGCCCCUCCUGGUUCCUAGGCACCCCUUCUCCCCCCACCCUCCACCCCCAUUCUUCCAUCCCAUCUGAACCAUUUUCUUUUCUUUCUGUCUGUUUUUGGAUAAAUUCUCUCCUCCCUGUCCCCUCCACCCCAUCCUCCCCUUGAUUUAAGUAGUCACUGCUACAAGUAACAAAUGCACUGUGAAGAUUCCAGUAUUAAUAAAGUUGUACUGUAAUUAACA